AUGUGUGCAAUAAUAUAUAAAUAUAAAGAAAUUGCUGAACUUCUGAUUUUGCAUGGCGCAAAUGUCAACAUGCAAGAUUUUACCGGAAUGGCAGCACUUCAUUAUACCGUACUUCAUAUUAGUUAUGAGUUGAAAAAUAAUGCUAAAGAUUUAAUUGAACUUCUACUUUCAAAUGGGGCAGAUGUAAAUGCAAAAACUCAUACUGGGAUGACGCCUCUUCAUUAUGCUGCACAAGGAGGUAAGAACGAACUCUUUGAAAUAUUAAUUUCUAAUGGUGCUGAUAUACAUGCUUUAAAUAAAGAUAAGAAGACCCCUGUUGAUCUAGCCGUUGAGAGUGAAAAAACCAAAAAUGAUUAUGAUGAAGAAACAUACAAAUUAGCAAGUCAUGUGCUGGAUCUCUUUAGAUCAAUGAAUGAGCUUUAA
Messenger RNA from Trichomonas vaginalis G3, 423 nucleotides. Its product is annotated as positive regulation of myosin-light-chain-phosphatase protein. The coding region runs from base 1 to 423 and encodes 140 amino acids. The record is from RefSeq and is a predicted model, not a curated record. Lineage: Eukaryota; Parabasalia; Trichomonadida; Trichomonadidae. Gene Ontology annotation, molecular function: transcription cis-regulatory region binding; protein binding. The transcript has a single exon. Gene Ontology annotation, cellular component: nucleus. Gene Ontology annotation, biological process: positive regulation of transcription by RNA polymerase II.